Amphibalanus amphitrite is the source of this 1006-nucleotide messenger RNA. RefSeq lists its product as uncharacterized. NCBI's taxonomy places the organism in Eukaryota, Metazoa, Arthropoda, Thecostraca, Balanomorpha, Balanidae. The transcript has 2 exons. The annotation marks the transcript as partial. The record is from RefSeq and is a predicted model, not a curated record.
AUGGGGACGUCCAAGGUCAGCGCUGACGGAGAUGGGCGGCGGCGGCGGCUGCAGUCGCACCGGGAGAGCGCAGCGGACGGGACCUCCGCCCGACAGCUGCAACGACACACAGAUCCAGAGGCACCGUCAAUCCAGCACUCUCGAGAGUCCUCAGCGCCGUCGAGUAGUCACCUGACAGUGCGUUAUCACACUCAGUCUUGUAGAACGGACACUCAUGCCAUCAGUGAACUAAAAGUAUCCCAUGAGGGUACGGGCAGUGAUCAGUUCCGUGAAUUAGUCGGCUCUAACAAUUAUGAAAUCAAUAGAGCCUUUGAACUUAGUGUGCAAAGAAGCCCACGUCCUCAGUACCGCCCUCGUUACGGCAUCAGAUCACACAGACUAAAGCGUGCAGUCCGCUGGGAACGUAGCAGAGCCGACGGCCAGCUCCAGGACAAGAGUGGCGCAGCACAGCGGUCGGGCAGAGGUCAGUCUGGGCCAGGAGACGCCCAGCGACCUCACCCGGCACCGUCAGAAGGCGCUGCCGUGUCUCCGCGCGCCGGCUGCGACUGUUCGGUGCUCAGUCUGCUGGGGCUGGCGACCAGUGGCGCGGCGCUGGGUGCGCUGGGCGCCGCGCUGGUGCAGCAGCUGGCCAGCGGCGGCACCGGUCGCAGCCAGCAGGCGACGCCGCUGGCCGCGCUGGUGCCGCCCCGGCUGCGGGCGGCGCUGCGGGUGGCACUGGUCGACCCGGACCGCCUGCUGAGUGUCACCUGCGGCGCGGCCGGCCGGCUGGCUGAGGCGGCCCGCAGCCCGGUCUCGCUGCCGCGGCCGGCGGCCGGCGGACGCAGCAUGCUGGAGGAGUGCGACUGCUACGGCGGCAUGCUCGGCUCGCUGGCCGGGUUUGCGGCGCUGGCAGGCGCCAUAGCCUUCGCCGCCACAGCCGCUGUACUUGCGACGACGACGACAACAACGACAGCAGCGCCGGCAGGGGCGGGAGGACGGGCGGCGAGUCUCUUCGGCAAGGAGACAG